AGUAACUAAAUAGUCAUUUUUAAACAAUUGAAUACUCAUUUUCAAAUAAUUGAAAAUGACAUGUUCAAAAAUGAGUAUUCAUAGAAAAUACGGAGUAGAUCUUUGUGGUCAUUAAAUUCUGACAAAAUGACCAACUCUUAAGCGGCAAUGUGUUGAACAAUUGCUAUACAAGCACAAGUACCGAGACCAGAAUUCGAAAUAGGGAGGGAAAAGAGAACAGCGAAGAAUGUGUCUGGUUUUGAUAUGAGCUUUGGCUAUGGCGAACCUCUCAACCCUCCUGCACCAACUCCGCGAGCGCAUAGUAGCGAGGCCGCCGAACAAGGAAAACGACGACGAUUUGGAGGUCCUUUUCCGCGACGUUCUCCCCAAUCUCUUCCACACCUAUGUCGUCCCUUCGUCUUCCUCCUCAGACAAGCAGAGAGAGGUCGUUGCCAUACUAAAGCUCUCCGCGCAUGUCGCUAAGAACUUCCCCGGAGUGUUUUAUCACGGCAAGCCUGCUGCCGUGUUGCCUGUGAUUGGUCGAGUUCUGCCUUUCUUCGCCGAACCUGCAUUUCAGGCUCAACAUGGGGUGAUUUUCGAAACGGUUGCAUCACUGUUGUCAGUGCUUCGCACUGCAGAUCGAGAUGCUUAUCGUCAAUUUUUCAUGGAUGCAAUGUCAUUGGUUGAAGAUAUUGCGGAAGUCGCUUUAGUCUGUGACGAGCAAUGCAGUAAAGGAUCGAGAACAAUUUCCUUGAAGUGUUUCAGCGAAUCGUUUUCGAGAGUUUUGGAUGAUCCUUUAACCUUCUGUGAUCUUCCCCAGAGCUGUACAGCUGAUGACAGCCGCUGCAUUCUGAUUAAUCUAACUGGGAAAGAAAGAUGUCAACCUUUUGCUUCUUUUGCUAUCAAGGUCCUCUGUAAAUGUUUAACUGAAGGAACUUUAUAUGUUGAAGGACUCUUGAGCACUUCUUGUGUCUUGGCUGUCUGCAAGCUUUUAUGUUCUGGAUGUGCUGAUCUGCACAUGGUAUGCUUUGAUUUUGUGCGCCUUGUUGGGGCCUUGAAUUUUGAAAUUAUCCCUGCUGAAAGACUAAUACAACUGAUUGCAUUUAUAUUACGUGAAGGCAAGGGACUUCUAGGAUUCAGAAACUCCAUGUACGACUCAUCCAUGGGAGGAUGCCUUAACUUGUUACACUCCAAUUGCUCAGUAAAUGUUGUUAGGUCAACAGCAGUGGCUCUGAUAAAUGUCUUUCCCCAUUCAUUGCUUGGAACAAGCAGUCACGAGCUCAAGAAUGCUCUCUGCAGUGCAUACUCUCGUAUUGUUCAAUAUUGCCCCCCUCAUAUCUGGAAACCCGAAUCUCUCAUUAAUUUGCUUUACUCAUCCACGGCCACCAUCCCUUUGAUAUUGUGUUUUGAGGUUGCUUUAUCUAGACUACAAUCUAAUUCUUCUGGAGGGGAAGUAGCUAUUGUUGGUGAAAUGUGUUUAUCAGCCUCAAAUUCCAGUCUAUCUGAGAAACCUAGAGUUGGAGAUAAAAGACCUCAGAACAGCACAGAGACUUCCAAACCUAAACUUCAAAAAACCAAUGGUGAAUUCAUGGGUUCUGGUGUAACAUGUGAUCAUCUAAACAAGCUUAUAUAUGGUUCUACAUCAAUGCAAGAGAAAGACUAUGCUGACUUUAUGCAUAGCUCGCUGAAGGUAUUUGUGCAACGCUUAGGACCUCCUAUAGAAGAUGACUCUUUGGCACCGGGAAUUGCACUGACAGCUCUUAGUACACUCUGCAUUGUCUUCUGUAAAUACCCAUAUAACGGUCUCUUGCUUCAAGUAUUACAGUGUAUGUGUGCAUGGGUUCCUUGGAUAGAUGAACAGGUGAAGCAAGGACUUCCAAUACCCUUUGAUUUGUCAAUAUUUCUUGAAGCUGUUAACAACCUUUUCAUUCUAAAAGGCUCUUCUGUGGAUAAUAAGUUUCUCAAGAGUAUGAGUGGUGUUCCCGAUGUUGUACGACCAUUAUUAAGGCUUCCAUGGUCCAAUUCGGUAUCAAUUAAUUCUCUCCCACCAUGGAAGGCAAAGUGCCACUCGCUGCAAGUUCUGUCAAAGAUUGGACUGUUUUUGCAAAAUGGUAAUGAUCUUGAUAUUUUGGAUUUGGGCCUUCUCGAUGAAAUAAAGGAGGUUAGAGGAGAAGCUAUCAUUUCCAUGCCAAUGAUAGUCAUGUGGUGUGGUUAUGGUUUACUUAUGCCUAUGUUCAAGAGAUUGGAGACCCUAGGGAAAGAGAUGGAUGCCCAAAUUAAGAAAAUCAUCCCCCAAACACUUGGUUAUUUAGCAUGCCUUUAUGGAUCUUAUUGUACUGGCCCUGUUCCAUGUGAAGGUCAGUGCAAAUUAUAUUUGCAGAAGGAUAGUAGAAAUCAUGAUAUGACAGUGGAUGGUCGUUUGAGAUUUUGGUGUUCUAAGUGUGACACAAAUGCAUCCAGUAAUGAACUGCAGUCAGAAAUUGUACACCUAGUCAACAACACUCAUGAUAUAGAAUUAGAAAUUGCCAGAGACUAUGAUUAUAAUAAGUUGCUAUCCCUUUUCUUCCAAUUGCUUUAUGACGAAUCAACAGAAGAUAUUCAAGUUGCUUGUGUUGAUGCAAUUCAGCGAAUUCUUCUCCACACAACCAAUAGUGUUCUGAUCAAAACAAAAUCCGACUGGUUGAAAUGUAUCGAUUACCUACUCCUUCACAGGAGAAAGGCUGUGAGAGAAGCAUUCUGCACACAGAUCAGUUUUUUCCUUGAGGAACCUAUUCUGAAUUGCUUAUUCUUGGAUGAGGCGCCCAAUAAGCCUAAAGAACAGAAGUUUGUGGAAAAAUUAAAAGAUGCUCUGUCGGCAAUAGAUGAUCCCUUGGUGUUUGAGACUCUUCUAGAAACUGCAGCGAAUAUUAUGAAUGCAGUUGAUAUACAUAGCCAGUUCUUUUUAUUCUCUCUUAUUUUAUUAGCUGAGCAGCUUGAUAAUCGUCACAUCACAGUCAGGAUAAAAGCAUCAAGGUUGAUAAAAGGAUCUUGCUACUCUCAUCUUAAAGGAGGAUUUGAACUAAUCUUAUCAAGAGUUCCUUAUCACAGAAAUGAAUUGUAUGAUUAUCUGUCUUCUAGGCUUGCAAGAUGUCCAAAACUUGUGGAAGAGUUUGCAGUGUCCGUGCUUGAUGUUGAAACUGAAGAACUUGUGAAAAAGAUGGUUCCUGUUGUUCUUCCAAAGCUCAUUGUCACCCAACAUGAUGGUGAUGAAGUAAUUACAACUUUGUAUGCAUUAGCCAAGUGUUUAAACACGGAUAUGGUGCAAUUGAUUGUUAAUUGGCUGCCCAAAGUACUUGCUUAUGCUCUACAUCGAGCUGAUGAACAGGAUUUAUUUUCUGUACUACGGUUCUACCAUGAGAAAACAGGUUCGGAUAAUCAAGAGAUUUUUGCUGCUGCAUUGCCUGCCCUCUUGGAUGAACUUGUGUGCUUUACUGAUGAAGAUGUCAGAGAGAUAAACAAAAGGUUGACAAGGGUGCCUCAGAUGAUAAAAGAAGUUGCAAGAAUUUUGACUGGAAAUGAAGAUCUUCCUGGAUUUUUGAGAAAUCAUUUUGUUGGUCUCCUUAACAGCAUUGAUCGGAAAAUGCUUCAUGCAGAUGACGUAUCACUUCAGAGACAAUCUGUUAAACGGAUUGAGAUGCUUGUUGGUCUAAUGGGUUCCCAUCUUAGCACUUACGUUCCGAAACUUAUGGUUCUUCUCAUGCAUGCUAUUGAUAAGGAACCACUCCAGGACGAUGGUCUUUCUGUUUUCCAUUUUUUUGUUAAGCAACUAGCUUUGGUAUCACCCUCUAGUACCAAACAUGUGAUUUCCCAAGUAUUCGCUGCUCUUGUUCCAUUUUUAGAGGGAGAGAAAGAAAAAUCAUCCUCACAUUCUCCUAAAAUAGUGGAGAUUUUGGAAGAGCUUGUGUCCCAAGAUAGAGCUAUCCUAAAAGAACAUAUUCGCGAGUUCCCUCCUUUACCUGAUAUUCCUGUUCUUUCUAAAGUGACUAGUAUAAUAAAAGAAGUGCGUGGGCCAAUGAGCUUGAAGGAUCAAUUGCUAGACAUUGUUGAUGGGCUUAAUCAUGAAAAUUUGAAUGUUAGGUAUAUGGUAGCAUCUGAAUUAAGUAAGCUGUUGAACAUUAGAAGGGAGGAUGUCAUGGCUGUAAUUACUAAAGAAGGGGAUCCAAGUAUGGAUGUCAUGAGCUGUUUGAUUACAUCCUUACUUAGAGGGUGUGCAGAAGAAUCAA
This is a messenger RNA of Cuscuta campestris, 4241 nucleotides long. NCBI's taxonomy places the organism in Eukaryota, Viridiplantae, Streptophyta, Magnoliopsida, Solanales, Convolvulaceae. The record is from the annotation of a GenBank genome assembly.